CGCCAUUCAAUAGCCACCAGCUGAUUUGCAAGCGUGCUAUGUUGAGUGGAAACAGCAACAUGCAAAAAUGUUUAAAUAAAUGGCAAAAAAUGCUAUGAAUUGACAGUCAAGUGGUUGUUUAAAGUACUGGUGAAGAGCCAAAAAUUCCAAUAGAACAUUUUUGCUUCUGGAUAGGCUUAGCUAACAACAACAAUCAUGUCUUCAGCUUUAAAAUGUCGCAAUUGCGGAUCCAACGAGAUCGAGGAGGACAAUGCUCGUGGAGAUCGAGUGUGCAUGAACUGCGGGUCGGUGCUGGAGGACUCAUUAAUCGUCUCCGAAGUACAAUUUGAGGAGGUGGGUCAUGGAGCCGCUGCGAUUGGCCAGUUCGUGUCGGCAGAAUCGUCUGGAGGAGCCACAAACUACGGGUACGGAAAGUUCCAGGUGGGGUCUGGUACAGAGUCUCGCGAGGUCACUAUCAAGAAGGCAAAAAAGGACAUUACCUUGCUGUGUCAGCAGCUCCAAUUGUCGCAGCAUUACGCCGACACGGCUCUAAAUUUCUUCAAGAUGGCACUGAGCAGGCAUUUGACUCGUGGUCGCAAAAGCACCCACAUCUACGCAGCUUGCGUCUACAUGACAUGCCGCACAGAAGGCACUUCCCAUCUGCUCAUUGACAUCAGCGAUGUUCAGCAGAUUUGCUCGUAUGAGCUAGGACGCACGUAUCUGAAGCUGUCGCAUGCCCUAUGCAUCAAUAUACCGUCCGUGGAUCCAUGUCUGUACAUCAUGCGUUUCGCCAGUCGACUCCAUUUGGAAGCCAAGACACACGAGGUGUCCAUGACAGCAUUGAGGAUUGUACAGCGUAUGAAGAAGGAUUGCAUGCAUUCCGGCCGACGACCCACUGGCCUUUGUGGAGCAGCACUGCUUAUUGCUGCUCGCAUGCACGACUUUAAUCGCACCCUGUUGGAUGUGAUUGGGGUGGUCAAGAUUCACGAGUCCACGCUCCGCAAGCGCCUCUCGGAGUUUGCGGAAACACCUUCAGGCGGACUGACCCUCGAGGAGUUCAUGACCAUUGACCUGGAGCGCGAACAAGAUCCACCAUCGUUCAAGGCGGCCCGCAAGAAGGACCGAGAGAGAAUAAAGGAUAUAGGAGAGCAGGAGCUCACAGAUCUGCAAAAGCAGAUAGAUGCACAGUUGGAAAAGGAUCUCGGCAAGUACAAAAACAGUGUUUUCCAAAAGCUAGCCCAUGGUAAGAGUACGACCACAACCAGUUCUCCGGGUACACCAAAAAGUAUUUCCGAGAAUGAACUGGAAAUGGAGGAGUCCCGCCAGUUUAUCGAACAGUCCAACGCAGAGGUUAUCAAGGAUUUGAUAGAUAAGGACGAAGGCGUAAAGAAAGUGGAGCCCGGUGGCUUGGUGUCCGGAAUCGAAGGAUUGCGCCCUGAUAUCGAGGCCAUAUGCCGGGUCACCCAGAGUGACCUGGAGGAUGUCGAGCGCACCAAAGCGCCUCAGGAAACUGAGCUGUUUAUCGACGACUUAAAUGACGACGAGCUAGAUCAGUAUGUGCUUACCGAAGAAGAGGCUGUGUCCAAGCUGGACAUGUGGAAAAAUCUAAACGCCGAGUAUUUACGCGAGCAACAGGAGCGUGAGGAGAGGCUGGCCAAGGAGCGCGAGGAGGGCAAGCCGGAGCGCAAGAAGCGUAAGCCGCGCAAGAAAGUCAUCGGGCCCUCGUCCACUGCCGGCGAGGCCAUUGAGAAAAUGCUCCAGGAGAAGAAAAUAUCCAGUAAGAUUAACUACGAGAUCCUUAAGACUUUGACUGAAGGCAUCGGCGGCCUAACGGGCGAAUCUGCCGCAACGAGUACGGACACCAAGCCAACGACUCUUCAGGAAAUAAAAGAGCAGCCGGUGAUUGUGGAGGAGGGACCUGUAGUUUCUAAAAACAGUCGAUCUCGGCCAGCUUAUGAUCUACCAGGUCCAAGCCGAAAACGAGUCAAGGCUGAAGCCGGAUUGCCAGUUAGCCAGGCGGCAAGUGAAGAGCCAGCGGAGACCAAGCAAGCAGUAGUUACCGAAACAGACGAUAUGGACGAGGACGCUGAGCAAGAGGAGGCUGAUGCGGAACCCGAGGCCGAGCCAGAGGCCACACUCCAGGACAUGCUGAACAAGGGCGGCGAGGAGGACGACGAAUUCGGAUACGGCUUUGACGAGGACGAAGAAUAUUAGACCUAAGCCAGCAUUUAACUUUUAUUUUAACAUUCUUAAUAUCUAUACAAAGAUUUAUAGGAGCUAGUAGCUACCCUACUCGUAAUAUAAUUAAACUAAGCUUUAAGACCCGUGCACUUGUUGCCGCCUCGGCACUUAAGCUCCUUGGGCGAGUUAGCCGUGGAAACCAUUAAAUCAUUGCUCCUCCUUGCUCGGCGCUGCCCUGCAGCCAUUUACAUGUUUAAGCCGUGUCGGCGCUAGGAGGGCGAGUACUCUUAGUUCGUUCCUAAUUGUUGGCGCUGCCGUGGCGCGCCUCCAAGUGCUGCAAAUAAAUAUUUCACUCUUAA
Drosophila bipectinata is the source of this 2519-nucleotide messenger RNA. RefSeq names its product Brf RNA polymerase III subunit (gene Brf). Gene Ontology annotation, cellular component: transcription factor TFIIIB complex; transcription preinitiation complex; nucleus. Gene Ontology annotation, molecular function: RNA polymerase III general transcription initiation factor activity; TBP-class protein binding; RNA polymerase III type 3 promoter sequence-specific DNA binding. The record is from RefSeq and is a predicted model, not a curated record. NCBI's taxonomy places the organism in Eukaryota, Metazoa, Arthropoda, Insecta, Diptera, Drosophilidae. Gene Ontology annotation, biological process: transcription preinitiation complex assembly; transcription by RNA polymerase III; DNA-templated transcription initiation.